Girardinichthys multiradiatus is the source of this 845-nucleotide messenger RNA. It is a transcript of the gene b2m, whose product is annotated as beta-2-microglobulin. Gene Ontology annotation, cellular component: MHC class II protein complex. Lineage: Eukaryota; Metazoa; Chordata; Actinopteri; Cyprinodontiformes; Goodeidae. Gene Ontology annotation, biological process: immunoglobulin production involved in immunoglobulin-mediated immune response; positive regulation of T cell activation; antigen processing and presentation of exogenous peptide antigen via MHC class II. The coding region runs from base 95 to 445 and encodes 116 amino acids. Gene Ontology annotation, molecular function: MHC class II protein complex binding. The record is from RefSeq and is a predicted model, not a curated record. The transcript is spliced from 4 exons.
GGCUGCUGCGCUUUCUCUUUAGAACCGACAAGACAAGAGAAGAAGCUGGCCUUGUUUCAAACCUUCUACAUAUCCAAGAAGAAGUGAAGUUAACAUGAAGCUGCUGUUGUGUCUCGCAGCUCUGGCUGCUGUUUGUUUCUCGGUGCACUCCAAAAAAACUUCACCCAAAGUCCAGGUCUACAGCCGUGACCCUGGAGAGUUUGGAAAGGAGAACACUCUGAUCUGCCAUGUGAGCAACUUUCACCCCCCUGACAUCACCAUCGAUCUCCUUUGUGAUGAUGUGGCGCUUCCCAAAGCCAAGCAGACUGACCUGGCCUUUAAACAGGACUGGCACUUCCAUCUGACCAAGAGCGCCAGCUUCACUCCAGCGUCUGGGGAAAAGUGCGUCUGCAGAGUCAAUCAUGGAGGAUCAAGCAGAGACUACGCUUGGGAGUCAAACAUGUAACUCCAGAAACCAUGUAGAAGCCCACUAGAUGUUUUGUCCUCUGCUGCAGCGUCAUUUAUUCAUCGUUUCAUCAACAAACACCAGUUUUCUUCAGUUUUGCCUCUUUUCAAUUUAAGAAAAAUGAUGAGUUGGUAGGUGAUGGGAAAUCUUCUGUCUUGUUUAUCAGUUAAUACACACAUGGCUUCUGCUUAUACAGCAUUUUGUAAUUUAAGUGUGUUGUUUUUAAUUUCUUUCUUUUCGUAGUGUAAAUGAUUUUAUUCAUGUUGAUAUGUGAACCUUGUAAGUUAAACUCUGUGAUAAUUGGCCAGAUUGAAUUGGGUGUCUACGAGGUUUUCUAUUUUUUGAUUUAUGGUUUAAGAUGAUUGUCAACAACCUCUACUAAAUAAAGGCCUCUUGGUAA